AUGUUUCGAAAUAGAUCUAACCUAGAUAAGAUAAAAUUUAGAAAACAUAUCUGCUAUUUAUUUAAUGAAUACAGUGAAAAGACAUAUUUUUGGGAAUAGAUUAAGUUGAUAUAGAAGACUUGUAUUAUACUAGUAAUAACUAAUUUUGAAAAUAAUGUGUUAUUAAAGACAACUUUAUUAGGCAUUUGUGUAGAAGCAUACUAAGUCUUAGCUAUCAAUAAUAAACCUUAUAUUAUUUCGAAAUUUAAUAACUUAGAUUUAUAAUCAGGGUAAAUUUGUUUAAUAGCCAUUUUUCUUGUAGCAACCAAAUAUGAAAGUUAGGUUUUGCAAAAUGAUUUUUUUUCAAUGUUCCUUUAAAUCAUUUUGAUUUUAUUAUUAAUUCGACUAAGUUUUCCUUUUAUUAAAGACAUUUUAAUUCUUUAUUCAAAAAAAUAUUAAUUACCAGUUUUGACGAAACUCCAUUCAGUGCUGAAAUAAUCAAAUAUAAAUUUGUUUAAAAACAUUGGAAUUUAUGUGGAUUAAGAAUUUGAAAAAAGAAAAAAAUUAUAAAUGAAUAUUCAAAAAAUGAAAUUGAUUUUAUAAAGUAAGUAUGGAAAUGGAAAAGAAAUGUAAUAUUCUUAUUUAUUAUAAGAUCUUUUACCAAAAGACCUAUUCUUAAAUCAAAUACAUAUAGCAAGACAUCUUUUAUUGAGAUUAACAAUCAAUAAUAAUUUUGA
Messenger RNA from Paramecium octaurelia, 716 nucleotides. The record is from the annotation of a GenBank genome assembly. NCBI's taxonomy places the organism in Eukaryota, Ciliophora, Oligohymenophorea, Peniculida, Parameciidae.